Messenger RNA from Pipistrellus nathusii (Nathusius's pipistrelle), 2052 nucleotides. The record is from the annotation of a GenBank genome assembly. NCBI's taxonomy places the organism in Eukaryota, Metazoa, Chordata, Mammalia, Chiroptera, Vespertilionidae.
AUGGCCCGGCAUCGGAAUGUUCGAGGCUAUAACUACGAUGAAGAUUUUGAAGAUGAUGAUCUUUAUGGCCAGUCCGUAGAAGAUGAUUAUUGUAUUUCUCCGUCAACAGCUGCUCAGUUUAUUUACUCACGACGUGACAAACCUGCUGAGCCUGAAGAAUAUGAUUAUGAAGAUCUGAAAGAAUCCUCCAAUUCUAUUUUGAACCAUCAGCUAAGUGAAUUUGAUCAAGCUCGUCUUUAUUCAUGCCUUGAUCAUAUGAGAGAGGUAUUAGGAGAUGCUGUGCCGGACGACAUAUUGAUUGAAGCAGUUCUGAAGAACAAGUUUGAUGUGCAGAAGGCUUUGUCAGUGCUUCUGGAACAAGAUAAAAUGCAGAAAUUGAAGGUCAAGAAUGAGGGAGCAAUAUCCACGGGAAAGACAGCAAAAGGAAAAUCAAUAGAUUCCCAGUCAUCUCGAAGCGAAUGUGACAUUGUGCCAAAAGUUGCUAAAAUGACUGUAUCUGGAAAGAAGCCAACCAUGGGAUUUGAAGUGCCUGGAGUAACAGCUGAAGAAAAUGGUCAUGGUAUCCACACACCUCAAAAAGGACACCCUAGUGAUGAUACCAGCUUGGCUUCUUCUGAUGCUCUCGAUUCCGUUUCUAAAUCAGCUGUUCCACCCCACACCAUUCAAGCAUCAGAGGAGCAGAGUUCAACACAAACACCAGGGAGAAAGUCUGGCAAGCUGAAGCAGCAGAUAGAUGUCAAAGCAGAGCUGGAGAAGCGGCAAGGAGGGAAGCAACUCCUCAACUUAGUGGUCAUUGGUCAUGUUGAUGCUGGGAAAAGUACUCUGAUGGGCCAUAUGCUUUAUCUUCUGGGUAAUGUAAACAAAAGAACUAUGCAUAAGUAUGAACAAGAGUCUAAAAAGGCUGGCAAAGCUUCGUUUGCAUAUGCAUGGGUCUUGGAUGAGACUGGAGAAGAAAGGGAAAGGGGAGUAACAAUGGAUGUUGGUAUGACAAAGUUUGAGACUACAACCAAAGUUAUAACAUUAAUGGAUGCUCCAGGCCAUAAGGAUUUCAUUCCAAAUAUGAUUACGGGAGCGGCCCAGGCAGAUGUAGCUGUUUUAGUUGUAGAUGCCAGCAGGGGAGAGUUUGAAGCUGGAUUUGAGACUGGGGGACAAACACGAGAACAUGGCCUCUUGGUUCGUUCUCUUGGAGUAACACAGCUUGCAGUUGCAGUCAAUAAAAUGGAUCAGGUUAAUUGGCAACAAGAAAGAUUUCAAGAGAUUACUGGAAAACUUGGGCACUUUCUUAAGCAAGCAGGUUUUAAGGAAAGUGAUGUUGCUUUUAUCCCUACAAGUGGUCUCAGUGGUGAAAAUCUAAUCACUAGAUCCCAGUCGAGUGAACUUACAAAAUGGUAUAAAGGACUUUGUUUACUAGAACAAAUUGAUUCUUUCAAGCCUCCUCAACGAUCUAUCGAUAAGCCUUUUAGAUUAUGUGUAUCUGAUGUUUUCAAAGAUCAAGGAUCUGGAUUUUGUGUAACUGGGAAAAUUGAAGCUGGUUAUAUCCAAACUGGUGACCGACUACUAGCAAUGCCUCCUAAUGAAACCUGUACAGCAAAAGGAAUCACUCUGCAUGAUGAACCUGUUGAUUGGGCAGCAGCAGGCGAUCAUGUUAGUCUUACGUUGGUUGGGAUGGAUAUCAUCAAAAUUAAUGUUGGCUGCAUAUUCUGUGGUCCCAAAGAACCCAUUAAAGCUUGCACUCGGUUCAGAGCCCGAAUUCUCAUCUUUAAUAUUGAAAUUCCUAUCACUAAAGGAUUUCCUGUGCUGUUACACUACCAGACUGUCAGUGAGCCUGCUGUUAUUAAACGAUUGAUUAGCGUCUUGAACAAAAGCACGGGUGAGGUCACCAAGAAGAAGCCUAAGUUGUUGACUAAAGGUCAGAAUGCAUUGGUAGAGCUACAGACACAAAGACCAGUGGCUCUUGAGUUAUACAAAGACUUUAAGGAACUGGGAAGGUUCAUGCUACGCUACAGUGGUUCUACAGUAGCUGCUGGGGUAGUCACUGAGAUAAAAGAAUGA